Molecule: messenger RNA, 749 nt
Organism: Drosophila rhopaloa
Lineage: Eukaryota; Metazoa; Arthropoda; Insecta; Diptera; Drosophilidae
Exons: 3
Coding region: 27-749 (240 amino acids)
Source: RefSeq, a predicted model, not a curated record
AAGAUGGGUAUCACUUCAACAUAAAGAUGGUCAAUCCAACGACAGGAGAAGAAACGAAUAAGAAGGUCAGCUCUAUGAAUUUUUAUGCGUAUCGAUUGAUGAUUCGACUAGAUGUUGACAAUCAUCUGUUGAGAUACCGCCGUUUGUUUCAACAGUACUGUGUCGACAUGUACGUCGAAGUAGAAACGGAGCGUCUCAAUUUCAUUCGUUUCAAUCAGUCGAAGUUGCGCUCAGGCGAGUACAUCCACAUGCGUGACGCCAUCGCUACUGAAGGACACGCGGCCAGCAUCGGUUGUUUGACCAUUCUCCCAGCUACUUAUGUUGGAAGCCCGCGCCAUAUGCAUGAGUACGCUCAAGAUGCGAUGACGUAUGUCCGUAAUUACGGACGCCCGGAUUUAUUCAUCACGUUCACAUGCAAUCCUAAAUGUCCCGAAAUUACAUCACUGCACGAGUAUUCAAGCAAAAGAUCACAUGGUUCCGAGCUCGCAUCUUCACGAUCCUUUAAUCUGGCUCAAUCACUACGUAACGAGCAGCGCCUAAAAAGAGAUCCUCCUCUGAAGGCCCGGUAUCACUCUGUGAUCCAAGAAUACCUCGAUUUAGGUCACAUGGCCGAGGUCCCUUUGACGAGCAGUUCCGCCACUUACAACCUUCCACAUCACGCUGUUCUUAAGCCCGAGGGCACAACCACUAAAGUGGUCUUCAACGCCUCUAGUCCUUCCGCAAACGGGACCAGUCUGAAUGACAUAUGA